CUGAGCUGGCUGCUAGUUUAGCUCUGCUCUUCUCAUUUCUCAUCACACAGAAGCAUUGGCUUCCAUGGUAUUGUUUCUGGGAACCUGGAGGAAGUAAGGGCAUGCUGACAUUUUGAAUUGAUUAAAUCACGUUUGGGUGUGAUGCAGCCUGCAGCUUCGUGUUUAGCUGGAUUCUUCAUGGCCUUUCUUCUCUUACAGAUCACCAUACUCACCCAAGGUAUGAGCUUGGAUAUACAGAUUAACAUUCAGGUUCCAGAUGCAGAAGGGGUACUGGUGGAGUGUACUUCAGGAAGUUUGAUCCCACCUGCUGAGAUGAUAUGGAGAGACAGCAAGGGGAAUGUAAUUCCACACUCACCAAAAUUUGACUCUCAGGAUGGAUUAUUGUAUUUGAAGAGCAGCAUUCUUCUGAAGAACAGAACACAUGGUCCAAUUACUUGUUCCAUUUACAAUGUAACUACUAAUCAAGAGAAAAAGAGAAGCAUUGUCCUCUCAGAUGUCCUCUUCAAACCAGAGUAUAUGUCAUUGAUGUCAAACAGACCUCCAUGUCCUGUAAUAUAUUUAAGCAUUAUAUUUGUUCUUCAUUGUCUCAGAGGAAUUCUUGUUUUUUGUUGUCUCAGAUGGAGAAAAAAAUUUGUAAAAGGUAAAGAGUUCUGAAACCAUUUCUUUUUGAAACCCAAUACUCAGAUGUGAGGCAUACAAAAUUAUUUACCCCAGAACUUAAGUGCUUCCCAAUACUCUUUGUCAAAGGAGGUUUCAAAAUCUUCAGAGAUCCUCAGGUUAAGCUGCCACCCUUCCUCCUUGUGUGGUUCUUCAGGGCUAUGGAGGAGCUAUCAUCACCAUUCCUCUCAAGGUCUCAGGAUUCCUUCAGAGGCAUCGUUAAUGAUUUCCUUUCACUUGUGGUGUUUGUGGAAUCGGAAUCAUAAUAGACCUUUUCUCUUCCACGAGUCCUUUCAGCUUUUAGAGAUAUUGCUGGAAACUGUCAGGCACCAGAUUGGAGAAAGAGAUGAGUGACGGGAGCUCAGGCCUGGAGAGCCUUGCUGUUUAGGCCCUGGGGCACAUCCCUGACACUCCCCCACCCAUCCCUCCCACAGCAGCCUGUCAGCAGCGUUCUCCCCUUCCAAUCACCCCCCACCCCACACCCCCGGGGCAUCAGCAACCCCUGGAGGCACUGACUCCACCUGCACCAAUUGGAGGAAGAGCCACUCAGGGACACAGGCUCCACCUGCAAAUCCUACAACCUUUAGGCACUUAAGCAUUUAGACAAGGCUGUAGUUAAUUAGGUUCUACAGCAUCCAAGUCAUAUUUUCAGGCUGCACAGUCACAAGUAAAGUGAGAAGAUAUUUAUUAUUUGAUUUUGUUUUUAAGCCUGCUCUGUCUUCAUCUUAAAUGACCAUAAAUCUUAGCUUCACCCAAUCCUAAAUUCUGUCUUCACUAAAAAUUCCCAACUGUAAUCCUAACCCUAGCCCUAAAAACCUUGCUUAUGAAGCUUUAGCCCUGACAUAGGUUAAAUGAACAAAUGGAUACAGCACUGAGACUUUCAAGACACUACCUAUAUUCAGUAUUUCUCUUGUUAUUCCAAUGCAUUCUCAAAGUCCUAGCCACCUAAAUCUUCUUACUGACUCCUUUUCAGGUUUGAAUAAAAUGAGGUUUUGCUAUGAGCUUACCUGGGAGUGUUUACCAUUACUUUUGUAUAUUGCCUUCCUCCCUCUCUAUUUGAAUUUCAG
Messenger RNA from Peromyscus leucopus (white-footed mouse), 1724 nucleotides. Its product is annotated as selection and upkeep of intraepithelial T-cells protein 10-like. NCBI's taxonomy places the organism in Eukaryota, Metazoa, Chordata, Mammalia, Rodentia, Cricetidae. The coding region runs from base 142 to 654 and encodes 170 amino acids. The record is from RefSeq and is a predicted model, not a curated record. Gene Ontology annotation, cellular component: external side of plasma membrane. Gene Ontology annotation, biological process: T cell receptor signaling pathway; regulation of cytokine production. The transcript is spliced from 4 exons. Gene Ontology annotation, molecular function: signaling receptor binding.